This is a messenger RNA of Pterocles gutturalis (yellow-throated sandgrouse), 164 nucleotides long. RefSeq names its product speriolin-like protein. Lineage: Eukaryota; Metazoa; Chordata; Aves; Pterocliformes; Pteroclidae. The transcript is spliced from 2 exons. The annotation marks the transcript as partial. The record is from RefSeq and is a predicted model, not a curated record.
AUGGCGAUGGCCCUGGACACGGCGCCAGGAACCUUCUACCAGCACCACUGCAUGUCGGCGGUGCUGCGGUACGUGAGGGUGAUGAGGCGGCUGCGGGCACUGGGCUACAACCCCGUGGUGCACCCGGCGUUCGGCGAGUGGCUGGUGAACACCUACGGCAUCGU